GCUAUCUCAACUAUUGACUUGGGAUUUCUGAUUCGCAGAAUAGCGUAAACCGUGAAAGAUGCCUUCCGUGACACAAGCUCAAGCACUUGAGCAGCCCAAAGCUCGAGCACCGCUGCUUGAGGAACGAUUCGCGGUCUUGAAGAAGUCACUAGUCAAGCCAGAGAACAAGCAGAAGGUAAUUGAGUCGUACGACCGCCUGAUCAAAAUACUCGAGAACGAAGCCAACUUCAUCGCGAAGAAUGGCCCGUCUAUGGUACCCGCGAUCGACUUCAACGAGGUCAGAAUGAAUGGUGGCACCCUCCCCCCAGACUUCGCAAAACUAGUGCGAGAGCGAGGCUGCGUCAUCCUGCGCAACGUCGUGCCAGAAGAGCAGGCGGUAAAGUGGGAGCAAGACCUGGUCGACUACACGAACCGCCACAAGAACAGUGGCACCCCGAAGUUCUGGAGUCUGUACUGGACGCCUCCGCAGGUCCAGAUCCGGAGCCACCCCAAGGUUAUGGAAGCGAUGAACUGCAUCAGCCAGCUAUGGACAGUAACUGAUCCUUCAAUACCGAUCGACUUGACAAGUCAGGUCGUAUAUCCAGAUCGAUUCCGCAUCCGCCUCCCUUCGAAAGAGGCGGAAUACGUGCUACCGGCCCACCUAGACAGCGGCGCGACGGAAAGAUGGGAAGACGAAGCUAACCGGUCCAACUACGCUGCCAUCUUUGAAGGCAACUGGCAAGAGUGGGAUGGCUGGGUGGCCGAUAAGCGCAUCGAUGCCUCGAGCGACUUGUAUCACAAGGGGAGUUCCUGCUCGUGCUGGCGCUCGAUGCAGGCCUGGAUCUCGCUGUCGCACUGCAAUACGGGCGAAGGGACGCUACGUUUGCUGCCCAGUCUCAAAGCAUCCGUCGCUUACAUGAUGCUCCGGCCGCUCUUUGAGAACGACGUUUAUGACGACACACAACCUACGUUUCCUGGGGCGACGCCUGGACUCACGCAGUUCAAGCCCACUACCGAACUCCACCCGCAUCUGCUUAUGGAGAAGUCUAUUGUAGGCAUACCGCCCGUCAGACCAGGUGACUACGCAUUCUGGCACUGCGACCUCGUCCACGAGGUGGACAAGUACCAUCCAGGCAAGAACUACUCGACGGCCGUGUAUCACCCCUGCGUUCCAUUGACUCCCUACAACAUUGAUAAUUUGGUUCAUGUCCGAGAUGCAUUCAGUGCUUGCGAUGUUCCCCGAGACUUUUCUGGGUCACAGUCGUUCAACGGGAAUGAGAAAGAGCACGCUGAUCAUGGGGCACGACGCGAGAAUAUUUUGAGCAACGAGGGGCUUAGGGCGAUAGGGUUGAAGCCGUUUGAUGUGGAGCAGGCGGGGUUGACGGAGGGUCAGAGAGCGGUGAGACAACUUGCCAAUGAGAAGCUUGGGUUUGCAUAG
Paraphaeosphaeria sporulosa is the source of this 1417-nucleotide messenger RNA. Its product is annotated as DUF1479-domain-containing protein. The record is from RefSeq and is a predicted model, not a curated record. The coding region runs from base 59 to 1417 and encodes 452 amino acids. NCBI's taxonomy places the organism in Eukaryota, Fungi, Ascomycota, Dothideomycetes, Pleosporales, Didymosphaeriaceae. The transcript has 3 exons.